Molecule: messenger RNA, 1635 nt
Organism: Saccostrea echinata
Lineage: Eukaryota; Metazoa; Mollusca; Bivalvia; Ostreida; Ostreidae
Product: crystal protein-like
Exons: 5
Coding region: 23-1621 (532 amino acids)
Molecular function (GO): cholinesterase activity
Source: RefSeq, a predicted model, not a curated record
AUACACAUUUCUCGAAAAAGCCAUGGGGAAGAGUUCAUGGAGAACAAGUUUAGUUGUAGUUAUCGUUGUGUGUCUUAGUUGCAAAGGUAUAGAAUGUGUUUUUGUCGAAACAGCACAUGGAUGGAUCCAAGGAAAGAUAACGAAUGAUGCUAUAGUGUUUCUUGGAGUCCCAUUUGCCCAGCCUCCGGGAAGAUGGGAGGAUCCACGAGAGCCUUCACCGUGGGACUUUAUGUGGGAUGCUCGAUACGUGCGUCCAAUGUGCCUACAGCCACCAUGUGGCGCUAAUCAAAUGCUGGGAUUGUGCAUACGUGAAAUGUCUGAGGACUGUUUGUACCUGAAUGUGUACAUGCCUCUAAAUACGGCGCCUAGCAGCGGAAAAGCGGUCAUGGUGUUUCUGCAUGGUGGUGCGUUCGAAUCUUUCACAGCUGGUGCCGAUAUCUAUAAUGCAGAAUUAUUUGCAAAGAGGGGUGACGUCAUCGUAGUUACAGUAAAUUACCGAUUGGGAGCGCUGGGUUUUCUGGUGACAGGAACUGGUCAAGGUUCAGCAACAGGGAAUUAUGGGAUAAAAGAUCAGCGAUUGGCUUUGGAAUGGGUGAACAAAAAUAUCCAAAAAUUCGGAGGAAAUCCAGAAAAUGUUACUCUCUUUGGACAAAGUGCCGGCGCUUUGUCAGCACUGAUUCAUCUUACCUCGAGAAAAGCGGAUAAAUUGUUCCAGCGAGCCAUCAUUCAAAGCGGUCCUUUUAGCAUUCCGCCGAAGUCAUUUCAACAAGCGUAUUCUCAAGGAGUUGAAUUCAGUCGAAAUCUCAACUGCUCUCCACGAGACAUGCGUUGCUUGCGUCGAAAAUUGCCGAUGGAAAUUGUCAGGGCACAGGCGUCUACUAGAGCCAUUGGCAAUGUGCUUCAACGGUUUUUGCCUUGGUCACCGCAUUAUGACGGUGACGAGGUUCCGGUUAAUCCUCACACUGCUAUAGAGAAGGGACUUGUUGCUAAUAAAUCACUUAUCAUUGGAACAACUGCACACGAAGGACUGACGUAUGUGUACAACAUAUUUACAUCACCAAUGAAUAUGAUGACGUAUUCUGGACUUUUGUUAAUGAUCAAUCAAAACGAAGCUUUCACGUGGCUUUCGAGAUACUCUCCCAGAAACGCGCGAGAUGCUCGCGAGGCUUUGGCGGAACUCGCCACGGACUACAUUUUUACUUGUCCGACAAGACAGAUCGCUGAAGACCUAGCACUCUCUCGGCAUAAAGUCUGGUUGUAUGUGUUCGACUAUGGAAUGAAAUUUCUGAAUGGUACAGGUAUUAUGGAGAAUUGCCAUGACAACGCAUGUCACGGAGGUGACAUACCGUAUCUGUUUCAGAAUCUACAGAAAGUGUUUCCUCUCAACCAAGAAGAAACCCGCCUAGAAAAUGACAUUCUUAUAUAUUGGACAAACUUUGCUAAACAUGGAAAUCCAAAUGGUGCUAGCACUAACAAUUCAUCUACAGUGUGGCCAUCUUACGAUCAGACGUCCGAAGUCCCUAGGGCAGUGAUGUAUUUUCAGGUUCCAACGUCCAAUAUUACACUUGACUAUAAGGGAUCUAUUUGUGAUAAAUUCAAUAAAUCAGAUUUUAAAGGGUAGUUCAUGCACUCUAA